CUCAUUGUGGUACAGACAGAGGAAAAGGUGCAGGAAGGGAAUGCAGUUUGGUUGAUAGAGUGAUUGAGGAGUAGCAACAGAUCCUGGGUUCUGUUUUUGCACACUGUUUUAAUUGAGGUUCAGGGGGAAUUUUAAUUGGCAGGUGCAAAUUGUAGGAGUUAAUCCUGGGGCUGAAGUGACUCAGGUUGUGAUUCUUCAGUUUGUGUGGGGUGCGAGGGGCAUCAGGGUCAGUGAUGACCUGUGGCAAGAGACUCAGGAUUUUAGGUUAUCCUCAGCGACAUAAGCCAGGAAGAGGCAAUGCACGAUAAUGAGACCUUGUCUCCAGCAAAAGCAAAAAUGAAAAACUCAGAACAAAAAAGAGAUAGAGAAUAGAAAAGGCAGAGUAACACAAUACAAUGUAUCUAAUUUAAGUAGUUCAUAAACCAUCUGGAAUCUCUUUCAAAUCUGACCUGAAACUGAAACCACAUCAUCCACAGAAUAAAAAGGUUACAGCACUGCCUUCUCCAACCCUUGCUUUUAGAAGAGGCCAGAGACCCAGCCACCAAAGAUCUGCCCAGAUGUUUUUGGACUUGAAGAUGACAUCAAAAAUUCACAAGUUCCUCCUAACUUGGUUGUUAACCAAGCAGGUGACAGGCCUGGCUGAGUCUUCCAACUUGGACAUGGCUCCCAAUGCAUUUGAUGAUCAGUAUGAGGGCUGUGUCCAAGAAAUGGAGGAGAAAGCACCCCAGUUGUUAAAAGAAGACUUCAACAUGAGUGAGCAAUUAAAAGUUGAGUGGAAAAAGGCAGAUCAACAUUGGAAGAAGAUAAAAAACAAAAUGAGCUAUCCGGAAGGUUUCCAUGAUUUCCACGGAACGGCUUUAGUGGCCUACACUGGGGACAUUCACAGAGAUUUUAACAGAGCUGUUAGAGAAUUCAGGAAAAAUUUCCAUAACUUUCCUUACAAGGCUUUCCAUUACUACUUAACAAGAGCUCUUCAGCUUCUGCAUAACAAGAAUUGUUACACAGUUUACCGAGGCACCAAAACCAAAUUUCUUUACAGAGGGAAGGGCUCUGUGCGAUUUGGACAGUUUGCUUCCUCAACGUCAGCUAAGGCUGUAGCUGUUUCAAAAUCAUUUUUAAGUAAUCAUGGGACACUGUUCAGCAUUGAAACAUGCUUAGGGGUUGACAUCAAAGAAUUCUCCUUCUUAUCCAAUGAAAAGGAGGUGUUAAUUCCAGGCUAUGAAGUAUAUCAAAAAGUAAAAGCAAGACAAAUUGGAAAAGGGUAUGAUGGGUACUAUGAAAUUUCUCUGGACUCUCCUCAAAGAAAGAAGAGCAACUUUAAUUGCUUCUAUAGCAAUUCUACGGACAUAGUCAGCAGCCAUCUGAGCAGUUCAGGAGGCAGAGACAGUCCUGCAUUAUUGCUGCUUGUGGUGCUACCUGGUCUCCUGGUCCGGCUGCUUGCUCUUGCUGAGUGUAGCAAUAGCUUUCCUGCAGUUCAUGGGUCUGAGUGCUGAAGAGAGGCCAAAAGAAAAAAAACAUGGAUGAUUUUCUAAGUUCUGUGGUAGAAUGAAGGCUGUGAUCAUUUUUGGGGAAGAUGUACUUUAACAUUAAUAACUUCUACAGAUAUCUAAGGAACUUACUGGGUCUGUGGGUGAAAUUUCAAGUUUACUACUCCUUGACUCUGUUCUAUGAUGAAAAAGCAAUGUUUGUCUGCUUCAUCAGCAGUUACAGUUUUAAAGUACGCAACAUAUGAUGAAUAUUGCAAUCUAAAGAAAUAAACAAUUUAUAACCACA
Molecule: messenger RNA, 1773 nt
Organism: Mesocricetus auratus (golden hamster)
Lineage: Eukaryota; Metazoa; Chordata; Mammalia; Rodentia; Cricetidae
Product: T-cell ecto-ADP-ribosyltransferase 2-like
Exons: 4
Coding region: 558-1493 (311 amino acids)
Molecular function (GO): NAD+-protein-arginine ADP-ribosyltransferase activity; NAD+ poly-ADP-ribosyltransferase activity
Source: RefSeq, a predicted model, not a curated record